Molecule: messenger RNA, 1165 nt
Organism: Nilaparvata lugens (brown planthopper)
Lineage: Eukaryota; Metazoa; Arthropoda; Insecta; Hemiptera; Delphacidae
Exons: 6
Coding region: 194-1165 (323 amino acids)
Source: RefSeq, a predicted model, not a curated record
AGCUCUGUAAUUUCACUAAUGGAAUAAUGAACUUUAAAUAACUUUAUUAAUGAUCUAAUGAACUAGCUUAUCUACAGAAUCUUAUCUACUAGCUUAUCUGCAACGGAAUUACUGAAGCUUAUAGUUGAUUGUUUUCGUUGUCAAGCAUGGUUUGUAAAUCAAAUAAUUUUUGAUUGUGGUUCUCAAAGUGACAAUGAAUCGUGCGGCUAAAUUAGUGCAUUUAGCUAAAGAAAGAUUGAAAGUUCAAGAAAAAUAUGAUGAUUUUGGUGUGGAACAAACUUCUCCAUUGAGUGAUGAAUUAGGCCUGGUCUUGGAUGAAGAAGCAAAUAAUGGAAAACAAUUAUCUGAUGGGAGUAAGACUGACAGAGUAAUGGAUGAUGUUGAUGAAAUAAACAACUCUGAAAUCUCAAUGGACAGUUCAACUAUUACCAGUGAGCAAAUAAGGGUGGCAGAUGAAGCUGAAAAUAUACUUUUCGGAACAUCUAUUACGACAGAACAUUAUGUCCUUGAUGUCCAUGACGCCUGCUCUACCAAAAAUAAUGAUGAUCAAGAAGAAGUUACAAGCACUGAAAACUACAAUGGAGGAAUAUUCCUGAGCAACGCAGAUGAAUGCACUCCUGAUAAGACGACUUUCGAAGACUAUAAUGUCAUCACCAUGCCUCCUGAUUAUGGAAUAGAUGAGUCCAGUGUUCAUUUCACACCUCUAACACAAGAAAGAGUGAUUGAGAGAAGACUAAGACAUGAGACGGUGAUUAGUAAGGAACAGUUCGGCUUUAUGCCUGGAAGAGGAACCACAGAUGCGAUAUUUGCGCUUAGGCAGCUGGUGGAGAAGGCAAGAGAGACACGAUUUGAGCUGCACUUGGCUUUUGUGGACUUGGAGAGGGCCUAUGAUAGGGAAUCCAGGCAGGAGCUGUGGCGAAGUAUGAGGGGAAGGUUUGUGCCGGAAAAGUAUAUUCUUCUGGUAGGGGAUAUGAACAGAGGAGCCAUCACACAAGUGAGGACCAGUGUGGGAAGAACUCAUGAGUUCCAAGUGCGAUUCAGUCUGCACCAAGGUUCCGCACUCAGUCCAUACUUGUUUGAGCUAAUUAUUGAUGUCAUAGGAUCUGAGACUAAGAGGCCAGCGCCAUGGUGCAUGCUGUUUGCGGAGGACAUUGUGCUCUGUUAA